Molecule: messenger RNA, 1676 nt
Organism: Cryptotermes secundus
Lineage: Eukaryota; Metazoa; Arthropoda; Insecta; Blattodea; Kalotermitidae
Product: E3 ubiquitin-protein ligase siah-1
Exons: 2
Coding region: 56-829 (257 amino acids)
Biological process (GO): proteasome-mediated ubiquitin-dependent protein catabolic process; multicellular organism development
Cellular component (GO): cytoplasm
Molecular function (GO): ubiquitin protein ligase activity; ubiquitin conjugating enzyme binding; zinc ion binding
Source: RefSeq, a predicted model, not a curated record
ACCAAAUGCCGUCUGGGAUCUGACGCAGUGCAGUUUGGUAGAUAGCGAACUUCAGAUGGCGGAUGGCGGAGACUUCCAGAUAGUGAACCUGAAGACUAUUGCCCCCUCUCUGACCUGCAUACUUUGUACUGAACCACUGACUAAUGAGACAAGGCUGUGUGAGUCCGGGCAUACAUUCUGCAAGAAAUGCUUACCAAAGAUGGGUCACUGUAUGGAAUGCAGAGCAAAGAUCCUCGUGGGCACACGCAACUAUCUGAUAGAGAAGAUAGCAAACGUGGUGAAGUACAAGUGUCAUAACUAUUAUUACGGCUGUAAAACUCUGUUAUCCGAAGAAAUCCAUCUCAAUCAUAAUGUGACGUGCCAGUACAGUACGAUUGCUUGUCCUCUGGAACAGAUCGAGAGUGUCAGAUGCCAGUGGGUGGGGACACUGUCUCAGAUUUUGCAUCAUGUAAAGGCGUAUCACAGUAACAAGAUAACAAACAGAAAUUAUUUCUGUUGUACCUCGCUGCAAGACACGUAUUGGUUGACUGUGUACAAGGGAGAAGUCUUCUUGUACUGCAAACAGAAGCGGCAGACACACUGGUACGCCGCUGUGGUGAGCGUGGGGGUAACGGAAGCCUCGUUCAGGGGAGUUUUCGUCUUAAGAUCAUUUGAAGAAGACAGCAACGAGGCAGUUGAAAUUUCUUUUACUGUAGAUCUUAUUGAUGCUUUUGAACAAAUAUUCGUUUCCGGUAGAUGCCUUGUGUUAGAUGAUGUAACAGUAAGAAAUUUUAUUAAGAAUGGAAAGAUCAAUAUGAUGGUUUCAAUUGAAGAGAUCUCUUCCAAUUAAUUGAUGCAUAUUGUGAUAUAAUUCUUGUGACAACAUGCAUAUUCUUUAACCAUUUCGGAUUCUAAACCGCACAUACUGGUUAGUAAAGAUCUAAUUCUCAGUUAUUACAAUUCCAUACGUUUUUAAGACAUUGUACUCUUUGUACUACAACAUCGCCAUGCAACACAAAUUUUUAUCAUUGACCCCCUGAGGACAAAUGUUAUGUGUCCAGCUUGGAAAAAAGUUGAUUUUUCGGAACACAAUACUGCUUAAAAAAAAAAAAAGAAUAUUGCUCUUUUUUACAUGUAACGUCAUGGAGUCUGCAGAAGUUUGCUGGCGUGAUGUUCCUGAGGGAAGUUUCAUUGGUAAACAUUUACUAGAUUCAUAAUAUUGUAUUUCAGCAUCCUGUUGCAUUAAUAUCAAUUAUUUCAUCAAUAUAUACUAUUUCCGUCACAGUGCAACGCAAGAUUGUUACAGUCACUGUAGUCUUUAUUCAUGACAUGUUUCGGCGGUAUACGGCCAUCAUCAGGUGACUGUAGAAAUCUUGUGUUGUACUGUGACGGAAAUACAUAUAUUUAUGAAAAUAAUCUACUAGAUUGUAUUGAGUCCCAUCCCUGAAGGCAGUAAUUUCAGAGCCAUCUUGUGAGAACUUAAAAUUUUAGGCGGCUCUUUAUAAUUUACUCAAUAAUUUACUAGAUAUUUAUUGCAGUGUUAAUUAUUUAUCCUAUAUUGAACUCAUGUUUAAACCAUGUUUUAAAUAUUACUGGCAUAUUUACGGCAUAUGACGGUUCUACUAUAAUUCCAAAAAGUAAUCAUAUCGCAGUUCAAGUGCACUUGGUAUUUUUAUCAUAAAUGAAAAAUAUAUCAA